Messenger RNA from Talaromyces stipitatus ATCC 10500, 1120 nucleotides. Its product is annotated as ubiquinone/menaquinone biosynthesis-related protein. Lineage: Eukaryota; Fungi; Ascomycota; Eurotiomycetes; Eurotiales; Trichocomaceae. The transcript is spliced from 2 exons. The coding region runs from base 77 to 1105 and encodes 342 amino acids. The record is from RefSeq and is a predicted model, not a curated record.
ACCUCUCAACAACCUCAAAAGGGCAUAUAUAUACAACAUGCUGUUAGAUAGCUGAAGCGUCAGCAACUGAAUUGCAAUGGUCCAGAUCAAGAUUCACAACUCGCCAAUUGGCGUACGGACUACUCGAGAGCUAUCGCGGUUUUAUAGUUCCCGCAUCCAAAGAGUCCAAAGAGACGCUGUAUCAUCUAAAAAGCCCUCACAAUUGAAAAGACCUACACGAACCGAUGCAUUCCGCGAUGUCUCGGCAGCAACGACAACUAGUCGUCGCGCAAUAUCACCCCGCAUGCUGACGAUCUUUGGGGUCGGCAUCUUAAGCAUCAGCACCUACUGUGGCUAUCUAUACGCAUCGUAUCGCCAAGCGGUCGUUCAGUCCAAAACCCUCGAGGUUCCUGAAGAUGUAUCUGAUCGCUACAAUUCCACCGCAACGAGGUAUGAUGCCGAAGUGGAGUUAGGCGAGAAAUUUAUGCGGUUGGGAAAGAGGAGGAAAGAACUCGUUCAAAUGGCCCGUGGAGAUGUUUUGGAGGUUAGUUGUGGUACGGGCCGGAAUAUGGAGUAUUACCGUCUAGGGGAGAGGAGAGCACUUGAUGAGCGCGGCCAUGCCGUAUUACAGGGAUGUCGAUCGGCGACUUUUGUCGAUUUGAGUCCACAGAUGGUGGAGAUUGCGCGACAGAAGUUCAGAAAGCUGUAUCCUGAAUUCACAAAGGUUGCGUUCCGUACGGAGGACGCUAAGAAGGUGAUUCCAACGUCUGCCUCGAACACAGAAGGCUGGAAAUAUUCACGACCCCAUUUUGAUACUGUCAUACAAACCAUGGGUCUCUGCUCUACCACAGAUCCGGUUGGACUCCUGCAACAUCUAGGCUCGAUCACGGAGCCGCAACGAGGGCAGGUCUUGCUCUUGGAGCACGGUCGAUCACACUAUGACUGGCUGAACAGGAUUCUGGAUAAUCUCGCGCCUGCACACGCGCAUCGACACGGAUGCUGGUGGAAUCGAGAUAUUGGACAGAUCAUUGAGCAGAGUGGAUUGGAGGUUGUGGAGAUUCGGCGAUAUCAUCUGGGGACUACAUGGAGGGCUGUAUUGCGGCCGAAGCGACCUGAUAUGAGUUGAUAGAUAACUAGCUAG